This is a messenger RNA of Porites evermanni, 1922 nucleotides long. The record is from the annotation of a GenBank genome assembly. NCBI's taxonomy places the organism in Eukaryota, Metazoa, Cnidaria, Anthozoa, Scleractinia, Poritidae.
AUGCCUCAAUUCCGUCGAAGAUCAACAAUUGUUUUUGUGAUUAGCUUCUUGGCAAGUGUGGUUUUUAAAGCAAAAUGUGAGCUUCGCGUUGAUGGCACUAAAGUCCUGAAACGACUGGGAGGACAUACGAGCAAUGGCGUCGCCUAUGCCAAUUUUGCAGCGCACACAUUUUAUUACCUGAACACUACUCCUUUGCUAUCUGUCUCGGUAAAUGAAUUUGCAGAAUGUGGGAAACUGUGUGUCGAUCACUUUCCUUGCUUCUCCUUUAACGUUGCCGUGUUUCGUGACUUCGAGAGAAAGAUUUUGUGCGAACUCUUACCAAGCGAUAAAUACAAUGAAUCAAGAAAGUUUUCUUCCAGUCAGAUUUUUCAUCACUUCAGUAUCAAGGUUUGUUUCAAAAUUUACAACAUUCUAUUUUCUCUUAAAAAUAGUUAUAUAUUAUUGGUGAUCAACCUUACGUUUUGAUCCCAGUCUAAAUAUUUAUGUAGUUCUUGUUUUUGCUGAUUUAAGUACUAGGAUACUCUAUUUUCUGUCAAUUUUGAGCUCCGUAUCUUUCUUUCCUCAGUUGUGACCGGCUAAGUAUUUAAUACCCCCCCCAUUUUUUUUUUAUUAUUUUUUCUGGGUUGUUGUCUUCAAAUGAUAGGUAUAAAUUAGGCUAGUCCUUAUCGGUCCUUAAAUUUCACAGGUAAAAGGUUAGGAUCAGUAUCAGUUUGUUGUUCCAGCGGGGAAAAUGUCUUAACUAUGGGGAAGAACAUGCGUGAAACAUUAAACUCCAAAAAAGGUUCAAACAAAGUUUUGAAUUCCACGAUCAUUUCAACCCAAUAGAAAACUAAACCAAAAAAAAUCCUUAGUUUCAGUCUAGCAAGUGACAAAAUGUACAGACGUAAUACAUUAAGAGUUAAAUUACGAAAGAAAACUAAAUAAAUAAACCGACCAUGCACUGCUGACGUUCUAUUAAAUAAGACUUGUCAGAAACUGAAGCGUUCACAGUUAGCUUCAAAGCUUGUGAGAUAGAAACACUUAAGGCUUAAGAUAAGAUAAGAACUCUAUUUUAGCACGAUAAAAAGAUCAGCAUUGCUGGUGGGGUCGUGCAUACAACAAUUACAAGAAAAAUAAAAAGCUAUUAAAAAUGUUUGUAACCGAUAUUUCAGUUUUAGUUGUAGCUAAAAUAGGUCGUGAAAAUGUACAAUUGAAAAAUUAAAACUGUUAAAAGUAUUCGUAACCGAGAUCUCUAUUUUUUGUUGUAGCUAAAAUUAGUUCGAAAUUCAUUUUAUCAAUGUGAAAUUUUACAAGACAGCAUUUAAAUUCUUUCAAGGUUUUGGCCCUUGUUUCCUUGUUCGUUAAAGAGUUCCAUGCAAUUGCUCCUCUAAAGCGCAUGGAGUUCCUUAUAAAAUUUCUAUCGCAUUAAGCGCCUCCGUGAAUUCAUUGAAUUAGGCAUAGUAUUUGAGUCUGUCGAUCAAUCACGAACAAAUUGCUAGAAUGUAUUAGUGCUAUAUUAAGCGUUAGCCAAGGUGAUUUGAAUGUACCAAACAAAUUGCCUCAGCGAUACAAAAAUGUUUUAAAACUAACAAAUAGAAAAAGAAAUUUAACGAAUUUACGUCAUUACUUUCUGCUUAAAAAUGUGUGAUAAAAGCUUGGGAUUGAUUGCUGUUGUUUGAACCAACCAACAAAGAGUUUCUCUUCCCACUUUAACUUCAAACAAAAUUAGAAUCCGAAUUAUAAAGUAACCAGGGAAGAUAAGAAUGCAGUGUCAAGCAAUCAACUUAACCGACCGUUUUUUGUUGUUAAAACAGAGUGGUUGUUCCAGCCAUCCCUGUGUUAAUGGUGCAACUUGUGUACCCAGUUAUGAGAGCAGUGAAUAUCACUGCGCAUGCGUUGCAGGAUACAGUGGACAAAGUUGUGAAAUAGGUAUUUGGCUUUAA